Molecule: messenger RNA, 5866 nt
Organism: Passer domesticus (house sparrow)
Lineage: Eukaryota; Metazoa; Chordata; Aves; Passeriformes; Passeridae
Gene: ADARB2
Product: adenosine deaminase RNA specific B2 (inactive)
Exons: 10
Coding region: 516-2750 (744 amino acids)
Biological process (GO): adenosine to inosine editing; RNA processing
Cellular component (GO): cytoplasm; nucleolus
Molecular function (GO): tRNA-specific adenosine deaminase activity; double-stranded RNA binding; double-stranded RNA adenosine deaminase activity
Source: RefSeq, a predicted model, not a curated record
CCCCUCCGGCUUCUCCAAGACGAGGAGGCAGGAUGUUUUUAUUCCCUACGGGGCCAUUCUCCCUGGCUUUCUCCCGGGAGCCGGGCACAGCCGGCAGCCCCGGGGGAGCGGAGUUUGGGGGCGAGGGCUGGCGGAGCUGAUGUCAGCGCCGGGCGGCGGGAGCGAUUGGGCUGCGGGAGACUUUGCAGCAGCAAAUCCGCCCCCCUCGCCCCCCCCUCCCACCCCCGCACCAUCGGCUUCAAAGCGGCCGGUGCCCGGCAACUCGCAGAGGUGCAAAAAGUGGGCGCGGGGCCGGCAGAGCCGCGGCGGCGCCCCCGGGCAUCGCCCCGGCCGGGCCCGGCACGUCGGGGCGGAGGCGCGACCCCUGCGCGGCGGCAGCGCCGAGGAGCCCGGGCACAGCCCCGGCACAGCCCCGCCGGGCCGACCCACCGCCCUAUAAAAGCCGCCUCCAGAGCGAGGAGAAACUCCGCGGGAGGAGAGCACGUUGGCGCGGUGCUGCUCGCUGAGGUACCGGCAUGACAUCCGUCCUGGGCAGCGGCAGGGCGUCGGGAGGGCCGAGCGGGCAGCUGAGAUGCAAGUCCAAGAGAAGGAGGAGGAGGAGAUCAAAGAGGAAAGAAAAACUAAGCAUACUGUCAACCUUCAUAGCACCCUUCAAGUACCUGAGCCCUGGCCCGACCACCAUGGAGGAUGAAGACAAUUUAAGUACCAGCAGUGCAGAAGUAAAGGAAAAUCGAAACAUUGGCAACCUGGAGGAUCAUCCAAUAGCAUCUACUGAUAGGGCAAGAGGGGGAACAACUAGCAGUAAGAGGAAAAGACCCUUAGAGGAAGGCAAUAAUGGCCAUUUCUGCAAACUUCAGCUUAUCUGGAAGAAAGUUUCAUGGUCAGUGACGCCAAAGAACGCUCUGGUUCAGCUACACGAACUCAAACCAGGAUUACAAUAUAAAAUGGUGUCCCAAACAGGUCCAGUGCAUGCUCCAGUCUUUGCUGUUGCUGUGGAGGUAAACGGACUUACAUUUGAAGGCACAGGCCCCACAAAAAAGAAAGCCAAAAUGCGGGCCGCAGAGCUAGCUCUGAAGUCAUUCGUUCAGUUCCCCAACGCCUGCCAAGCCCACUUUGCCAUGGGAAACUGCAUCAGCCCAUCCACGGACUUCACUUCCGACCAGGCAGACUUCCCAGACACUCUGUUCAAGGAGUUCGAACCAUCCACACACAGCGAGGACUUCUCGGUCUACAAGCCCGUCAACAACGAGCUGCUCUCCACCGCCUACCGGCACGGGCGGCUGCUGUGCCACACGCUGGACCUGGUGGGCCACGCCAAGCCGGGCAAGCACAGGCUGGCCAAGGCGGAGAGCGAGAAGAACCCAGUGGUGCUGCUCAACGAGCUGCGCUCCGGCCUGCGCUACGUCUGCCUCUCGGAGACGGUGGAGAAGCAGCACAUCAAGAGCUUUGUGAUGGCCGUGCGAGUGGACGGCAGAACGUUUGAAGGCUCAGGACGCAGCAAGAAGCUGGCCAAGGGGCAAGCGGCUCAGGCGGCCUUGCAGGCCCUCUUUAACAUUCGUCUGCCCAGCCACAUUCCCAGCAGGAGUAAAUGUCACCAUUUGCCACAGGAUUUUGCUGACUCCAUAUACCAAAUGGUUGCACAGAAGUUCCAGGAGCUGACAGACAAUUUCACUUCCAUGCAUGCACGCCACAAAACUCUUGCAGGCAUUGUGAUGACCAAAGGUUUGGACAUCAGGCAAGCUCAGGUUGUUGUGCUGUCAUCGGGUACCAAAUGUAUAAAUGGGGAAUACAUAAAUGACCAAGGGCUUGCGGUCAACGACUGCCAUGCAGAAAUUGUGGCAAGAAGGGCAUUUGUUCACUUCCUCUACUCACAGCUGGAGCUACACUUAAGCAAACGGCGAGAAGACUGGGAGCGAUCAAUCUUCGUGCGAUUAAAAGAAGGAGGCUACAGGCUGCGGGAGAACAUCCUGUUCCAUCUGUACGUGAGCACCUCACCCUGCGGAGACGCGCGCCUUAACUCCCCCUACGAAAUCACAACCGACUUGAACAGCAGCAAGCACAUAGUGAGGAAAUACCGCGGUCACCUGCGGACAAAGAUCGAGUCUGGCGAAGGCACCAUCCCGGUGCGGUGCCACAACGCAGCGCAGACGUGGGACGGCGUGCUGCUGGGAGAGCAGCUCAUCACCAUGUCCUGCACCGACAAAAUCGCCAGGUGGAACAUCCUUGGGCUGCAAGGCGCUCUGCUCAGCUCCUUCAUUGAACCCCUGUACCUGCACAGCAUCGUGGUGGGAAGCCUGUGCCACACUGGCCACCUCUCCCGGGUGAUGAGCCACAGGAUAGAAGACAUUGGUCAGCUGCCAGCUUCCUACCGGCGCAAUCAGCUGCUCCUCAGUGGGGUGAGCCACGCUGACGCUCGGCAGCCCGGAAAAUCUCCUGGCUUCAGCGUGAACUGGAUGGCGGGGAGCGCGGAGCUGGAGGUGAUCAACGCCACCACGGGCAAGAGGAGCUGCGGGGGCCCCUCGCGGCUCUGCAAGCACAUGUUCUUCACCCGCUGGGCCAAGCUGCACGGCAAGCUGAGCACACGAGUACCAAGCCAUGGAGAGAUGCCAUCAGUGUACAGCGAGGCAAAGCUGGUGGCUCAGACGUACCAGUCUGUUAAGCAGCAGCUGUUUAAAGCAUUUCAGAAAGCUGGCCUGGGAACCUGGGUGAAGAAACCCCCAGAGCAAGAUCAGUUCCUACUAACUGUGUAAAUCACUCCACACCUUUUCUACACCACGGGAUCAAACCAACUGGAGAGAAGGCAAGGCAGGACGAAUGAGCAGACAGAAUUGAAGCAGUUUGAGAUUUAAUAGCAACCUCCAUGGGAAUAUUUGCUUUUAAUCCUGUAUUGGAAAUACAUAAGUAGAAAUGUGUCUGAUGCACUGAACUCAACUUUAGAAAACUGCUUUUUCAUGAUACCUUCCCAAGAAUGUACCUGCCCAAAUUAUAAUGCCACCCCCACCAAGAUUCUGCUUUUUAUUGUUUAUUGCUGUUGGUUAUUACUGAUUUGAGGUGUUAGUGGGCCACCUGUCUGAUCCAAAAUAGACCUUUGUUUUCCCUCACACAAUCAGUGCAAAAGUCAUCACUGAAUAAUGGAAAAUAGUGAGCAGAGAUGGAAGUACCCCAGGCACACAGCAUGACAGCAGGUCUCAGAGCAUCCAUAAUCAUCCACAAAAAAAGGUUCCUAACCUCUAUGCAAAAAUCAUCCUGUAAACUGCCUAAAUCUGUGACAAAAAAUUUGGACCUCAAAGAAAUGCAGCAUUUUUAAACUGAUUUUUCCACUGCUGGCUCUGAGCACAAAGCCAGCCAUCAGGAUGCCCUUGGAUUUUACACUUAUUCCCUCUGACACCUUGGACAAACCACUUCACAACAAAUCAACUCUAGUCACAAUUUGCAUGCUGCAAAUUUUACUUGUCUGGCCCAGUUAAUCCCACAUUUCAGACACCAGCCAGGAUGCAGAUCCUUGUCAAGGCGGGUGUGCUGCCUGCAGGGGUGCACAGCUCUGCAGGGGCUGCCAGUGAGGAGCAGUGUGUCCAUGCUCCUGGCUCUGGAUCUUCAGGAAGGUACCUAAAGUCAGGCAGGCUGCAGCAGGACCCAGAGCCUCAGAUCUCCAAUCUCCUGAUGAUCCAGAGCUCUGAAUUAAGUGGGCAUGACCUCAGGAUGCUCCAUGCAUCUGAGCAAUCACCAGGCUGGGCACCCACAGGUAAGACAACCCCAAACAAGAGAGCACAUUUGUUACUUGGCUCUUCCCUGCCUCAGUUUCUCCACCUGUCAAAUGGGAAUAACAAUAACUGGUUCACAUCUAAGGAACUUGGCAGGAUCAAAAUGCUCUGGUCACAUGCAACAGUGUAAGACAGAUUUUGUCACUCUUGCAGUGAGUUUUACCUCUCCACACAGCCCAAUUGACAUAAGCACAGCAGAGGCAACCACAGGUGUGGGUAAGGUCUUACUCAAUGCAUGAGCUUUCAGAUUCUAGCCCUGUGUAAAUGCCAAGUGUUAUUAUUACUCUUCAUGCUCAUCAAAAGCAGAUGGGGUUUUUCACUUAGGAGACAAGUAUCACCCAACAUUUAAAUAUUUUCUUCAUAACUGGGCUGGGUUUGAUACAAUCUCAUCUUUGAACCAUCCCAAACCUCAUCAGAAUGCAGAAGAUACUGUCAUGGGAGAACUGAGCUUUGAUAGUCCCAACCUUCAAACGCCCUGCACAUUUCUCUAAGUUCCUGGGUUUUUAGAUGACAGGAUUUGCGGGUAUAUAACUACUGUUUUCUUUUUAUUCCUGUGAUUGUCUUUAAAUCUGUAUAUAACAUGCUGCUACUGAUUUGUGAUAAUUGUCUUGGUAUUUUCUCAGAACUGUCAAGCUGAGUUACUUUUCAAACAACACAAGGCUCAUAUUUUUCCAUGUAAUUUCCUUUACACGGGAAACUGUUCCUAUCAAUAAAGAUAGAUGCUCUUUGUAUAGGGUUUGGAGAGCCAUAUACAGUAAAUACAUUGUUUAUUGAUGCCCACAAUAGAAUAGCUACAGUAUUUUGAUGAGAUUUUAUUUUUAGAUUAUAAACUACAAGAUGUAUCUAUAGUGUCUUGUAUAAAAACAAUUGUGAUAAACUAGAAUUUUUAAAUUAGGUAAAACAAAGCUCUCCCCUUCCAGAAACCUUUUCAACAAAAUAAUACAUUCCAUAUUAACUACCAAAAAUAUUUUAAAAAAUAUCCUUAGAGUAGAAAUAGCUUAAAAAAAAAAAAAAAGACAACCAAAAACUGAGUCUUUUCAAUAAUGGAAACACUUUGUGGUAACCACUUUGUCAAUACUUUGACCACUUUGACAGCUCUUCUGAUUAACAUUUGAAUACUUUUGGCACCUUCUGGAGCUUCCAGGUACCUGCACAUGGUCCUGUCCUCUAACACAGCUGUUGCUGCAGACCUCCAGUGUGAUUUGGGCAGCAGAUGUGCCCGAGGGGCAGCGGGCAGGGGCCAGCCCACAGCUGGAGGUGUGGGAGAGGCUGCAGGGGACAUUGGCAGUGGUGGCCCCGGGGCUCUGGCUGCUCCCACUGAGGAAGAAAAACUACAGGGCAGCCAGAGAGGAAGACAAGGUUUCUCAUGCAGAGACCCACAGGGCAGGGGGGAGCAUGUCUGCUGCUUUUCCUCUCUGACACAUGAGACCUCAAUGGCUCUUCCUUACAGCUCCCUGCCCUCACCCAUCCUCCUCCACCCAUGGCAUGAAUUCAACCCAACUAAAUCAUCAUAGUUCCACCAGGCUGGUGCUGCAGCUACUGUGACAACCAAGCACCACGCCUGGUUAUUUUUAAGGACAUAGAAAAAGCGUGGCAGGAUGGAAUGAUCCUUUGUUGCAGGAAAUACAUAAAUGCAACCCUGGAUUCAGCUGCCAAAAUGAGUUUAGUAGUGGGGACCAAACUGAGUCCCCACUGCAAGUGGGCAUCAACUGAUCUCAGUGGAGUUGCACCUGCUGGCACUAGGGUUGAGUAUGACCUUAAAUAUCUACUUUUUCUCAUUAUGUGCAACAACAGUGUGAUGGGACCCCAUCCCAGAAGCACACAUGACCUACACACAGCAUUUCCUGAAGCAAAGGAAAAAUUGCUCAGUAGUAAUUCUUUAGUGAAGAUUCUGUACAUAACAUGCAUGAGUGAAUGGCAAUACUGUACUAAUGGAUGUACAUUUGUAAUAUUUGUAAAAAAAAAAGAAACAAAAAAGACUACAAAAGAAAAUAAAUCUGAAUUUACAUAUGUGAAUUUGCUGCUAAGUUCUGUAAAUUGCACUUCAGUGAUACCUGAUAAGUGAAUGUUUCUGUUAAGUGAAUAAAAUGCCAAGUAAAAUUGUU